AUCCAACGCUGUAUUGCUAAAUGAUGAGCUGGCUAGGUCUUGAAGAUUCUGGCUUAUUCCAAGGCGAUCGUAAAUCGACACGUUCGCCUCGGGUUGAUAGACCGAGCCAACCAGGUGUUAGUGCAGACAUCACUUCUUCGUAAGAACAUCACUUUGCAAUCUCACGCGGGGAGACACCAUCGUUCAUGCCACGAUGAGUGAUUCCGGGGCCAUUCUUAACGCGCAAUUUCAUGGUGGGCGUCUACUUCUUCCCAGACAGGAGCCACCUCCACCUCCGCCACAGGUGACGAAGCGAACACGAGCUACCAAGGCGUGUACAUCCUGUCGCAACCGAAAAACCAAGUGCACGGGAGAGCUACCUCGGUGCUUCGAGUGCAAGACAUGCGACCUGGAUUGCGCGUAUGAGCAAGGCCGGAGGGACCGGUUGAAGGAUGUUUUAGAGCACAAGCGACUCCUUGUCGCGCUCUUGAAAGAUCUUAGACAAAACGUCUACGCUGACCAGAGGAAAAUGAUCGAAGAUGCACUUGACGCGGUGAGUUUCUCCUCAUCUUAUCGUAUUCACCUCUAAGCAGACUAAGGUUGACGAGGACUACCCCCAUCUGCCACCGCCAAUAUCUCUAGAAGCAGUCUAUCAACAGCCAGCUACGGAUACAAGCGCGAACCAAACCUUUGGUUUACCAACCCACCUACAGAUCAACAGUUCAG
This is a messenger RNA of Dothidotthia symphoricarpi CBS 119687, 705 nucleotides long. RefSeq lists its product as uncharacterized. Gene Ontology annotation, biological process: regulation of DNA-templated transcription. The record is from RefSeq and is a predicted model, not a curated record. Gene Ontology annotation, molecular function: DNA-binding transcription factor activity, RNA polymerase II-specific; zinc ion binding. The transcript has 4 exons. The coding region runs from base 194 to 568 and encodes 124 amino acids. NCBI's taxonomy places the organism in Eukaryota, Fungi, Ascomycota, Dothideomycetes, Pleosporales, Dothidotthiaceae.